GUGGCAGGGCUGCAUUAUGUGAGCAUUAGAGUCUCAUUGAAGUUGUCUGUUUCUGGAUCUGAAAGAAUAAGACAGGUCCAUUUCUCUUUCCUGUGUGGUUUGGAGGUAAUCCAAUCUAAACAUGGCAGAUGAAGAAAAUGAGGAGGAAGUCGCAGAAACCCCCACAGAGGAAGUCGAGGUUGAAGUCCCGGCAGAGGAAGAUGCUGCUCCUGCAGAGGAAGAGCCAGAACCAGAGCCAGAGCCAGACGUAGAAGAGCCCACUGCAGUAGAAGAAACGCCUGCAGAAGAAGCCAAUGGAGAGACUCAAGAUUCCAAAGCCAAACCAAAAAGUUUUAUGCCAAAUGUUGCCCCUCCAAAGCUACCAGAGGGAGAUGGUAAAGUCGAUUUUGACGACCUGCAUAGGAAGCGUCAAGAGAAGGACAUGGCUGAGCUGACCUCUCUGAUUGAGUCUCACUUUGUCCAGAGGAAGAAAGAUGAAGAUGAGCUCAUCAGUCUCGUCAACAGGAUCGAGAAGCGUCGUACUGAGAGGGCAGAGCAGCAGAGGAUUCGUGCUGAGCAAGAGAAAGAGAGGCAGGCCCGUCUAGCCGAAGAGAAAGAGAGGAGGGAGCAAGAUGAACAGCGUAGGAAGCACGAUGAUGACGCUAAGAAGAAGAAGGCCCUCACUACCAUGACUCACACGUACGGUGGCAUCCAACAGAAGCAAGAGGGCAAGAAGGGAGCCAAGAAGCAGACUGAGAGAGAAAAGAAGAAGAAGAUUCUGGCUGACAGAAGGAAGGCUCUGAUCAUCGACCAUCUCAACGAGGACAAACUCAAGGAGAAGGCCAAUGAGCUGUGGCAGUGGAUGAUGGAGCUGGAGGCGGAGAAGUUCGACCUCAGCGAGAAACUGAAGAAGCAGAAAUACGACAUGAAUGUUCUCCAGACCCGAAUCAAUGAGCAGCAGAAGUUUGCCAAAGGCAGAGGCAAGGCCAAGGCGGUCAGGAGGUAAUGAGACCUGGCAGGAUGAAGUCUUCUGGACUGAGACGCCAGACGAUAACGGAGGAUUGUUUUGUUGUUCUUCUUGUUAUCAGUGUACAUGCGAAUUACUAUGGAAAUGUACUGUUAUCACGGUCACUGUUUGCAUGAAGCUAGAAACAAUAAAGAGAUGUUUGCUUUUGA
Messenger RNA from Oncorhynchus tshawytscha (Chinook salmon), 1155 nucleotides. Its product is annotated as troponin T, cardiac muscle-like. Gene Ontology annotation, molecular function: troponin C binding; tropomyosin binding; troponin I binding. Gene Ontology annotation, biological process: sarcomere organization; regulation of muscle contraction; cardiac muscle contraction. The record is from RefSeq and is a predicted model, not a curated record. The transcript has 19 exons. Lineage: Eukaryota; Metazoa; Chordata; Actinopteri; Salmoniformes; Salmonidae. The coding region runs from base 122 to 985 and encodes 287 amino acids. Gene Ontology annotation, cellular component: troponin complex.